Penaeus monodon (black tiger shrimp) is the source of this 979-nucleotide messenger RNA. RefSeq lists its product as uncharacterized. The coding region runs from base 39 to 947 and encodes 302 amino acids. The transcript is spliced from 3 exons. NCBI's taxonomy places the organism in Eukaryota, Metazoa, Arthropoda, Malacostraca, Decapoda, Penaeidae. The record is from RefSeq and is a predicted model, not a curated record.
UCGUGAAGCCCUCGGUGGCGCCGAAGCCUCCCCACAUCAUGACCAAGGCCAAGAGGGCUUCCAUGGUUGAUCCGCUUUCUUGCCCGGAGAAAGACGAGGAAGCAGCCAUGACGUCAGAGUUCCAGCGUCAGGCGCACAUCCGCUACAGCCUCCGCAGACCCAAGAAGCCUCCGCCGGCGCCCCCUCAGAAUGCCGAGGCCGACGGGGCGCCGCAGGACCUGGGCGGCAGCAGCAGCGACGUCGCGGGGGCCAGGGCCAACGGCCGCGUGCAUCUGAACUGCUCGUACAACACCCUCGAGAGCCAGGAGGGGCACCACGCAUAUCCGAGGAGCUGCACCAGCAGCCCUCACGACCUGCACUCCGGCGCGUCGGACAUCGAGCUCAGCCCGACCUCGAAGUCCUUCUCGAGCGGCCACAGCAUCGGCAGCAAUGACUCCGACCACCUGAAGGUCCCCGCGGCGGCGCUGAGGCUCACGGCCCACUCUACGUACAACCUGCGGACGUCCUCCCCGACGGCGGGCGACGACCAGCCGUCCUCCCUCAUCCACUGCCCGACGGCGAGUCCGACGGCGCUGUCGGCUCUCUUCAGGAAGCGGAGCAUGAGUGACGAGACGCUUUACAAGGGUGCCAGGCACGGUGAGGAGCCGAUCUAUGCCACUCCAAUAUUCCCAAAGGGUUCUUCUGGACAUUCAAGGCAGAGAGAGCUCCACUACAUGUGUUCCGUCCUUUUCACUGACGAGGAGGAGGCUGACGGAGGCCGCGACGGGGCGAGGUGCCGGAGGAACAGCCGAGGAGGAGGAGGAGGAGGAGCAGGAGGAGGAGCAGGAGCAGAUUCCUCCGCCGACGGAAGCAAGAACCGCGCGGGGAUCAUCUCCGUGUGGAAGAGAGAAUUUCGACAGAGCUGCAGACACGUCCAGAACAAGAUUAAGAAGUCGGUCAUCAGAUAGUCUGAGAGUUUUUUUGAGUGAGUGAGUAGGUG